Molecule: messenger RNA, 2182 nt
Organism: Peromyscus californicus insignis
Lineage: Eukaryota; Metazoa; Chordata; Mammalia; Rodentia; Cricetidae
Product: immunity-related GTPase family M protein 1-like
Exons: 3
Coding region: 603-1850 (415 amino acids)
Biological process (GO): defense response; cellular response to interferon-beta
Cellular component (GO): endoplasmic reticulum membrane
Molecular function (GO): GTP binding; GTPase activity
Source: RefSeq, a predicted model, not a curated record
CUGAAAGCUACUCUGGCUGCAGGCCCCUCCCUCUGGGGAGGCAGGCAGGGCUCCUGCCUACAAGUGAGGAGUGGAGCAGGGUCCAGAGUGGAGCAGAGUACGGCAUGGAGCAGGGUCUGAGAGGAGCAGAGUACAGCGUGGACCAGAGUCCAGAGUGGAGCAGGGUCUGAGAGGAGCCGAGUACAGCCUGGAGCAGAGUACAAAGUGGAGCAGGGUCUGAGAGGAGCAGAGUACAGCGUGGAGCAGAGUACAAAGUGGAGCACGGUCUGAGAGGAAGCCCAGGAGCUCAGGCUUCCCUUCAGCUGCUGCCCUCCUCUAUCGUUCAUCCCAGGAGAACCCCAGCCCUCCACUGCUCGACUGUCUCCUCCUGAACAUCCUGGGCCUGGAUUCCAGUUUUACAAGGCUUCUGAGCAGGUUCUGAAGAAGAUUAAUGAUCAUAAGGCUUGUGAGAGCCCCGCGAAGUUCAGGCCCACGGACGUAGACCUUCAUACUGCAUAAAGUUGAAGGGAGAAGGAAGAACCAGAGGAACACCAGCCUAGAGAUCUGAGUUGAGACUAAGGAGCCUUCACCCAGACAGUAGAGAGCUGUGUAGAGAACAUCCCAUGUAUUCAGUCAUCAUGUGUGUACACAAGGUCUGGAAGGCUUUUAUACAUUUAGUAAACAUGGCAAAAUCUCUCAUCAGUGGAUGGCUUAUUCUCAAGAGUGAUAGUGAGCCAUCCUAUUCCAGCCAGAUCAUUUUCUCUCAAGAAGUCAGUGAGAAAAUUGAUAAAGCUGUGAAAGAGGGGAACCUGUUGAAUGUGAUCCAUGUGGUCAAUGAUAUAAUGCAGAGAAUGUGUGGAUACCAAGUAAGGAUUGCUGUGACUGGGGACUCUGGCAAUGGCAUGUCAUCCUUCAUCAAUGCCCUUAGGCUCAUUGGACAUGAGGAAGAGGAUUCAGCUCCCACUGGGGUGGUGAGGACCACCCAGAAACCAGCCUGUUACUCCUCCUCCAGCUUAUCCAAUGUGGACCUGUGGGACCUGCCUGGCACAGGGGUCACAGCCCAGAGCAUGGAGAACUACCUGGAGGAGAUGGAGUUUGACAAAUAUGACCUUAUCAUCAUCAUCGCUUCUGAGCAGUUCAGUUCAAACCAUGUGAAGCUGGCCAAAGCCAUGCAGAGGAUGAGAAAGAGGUUCUACGUCGUCUGGACAAAGCUGGACAGGGACCUCGGUACAAGUGCCCACUCAGAACCCCAGCUUAUGCGGAGUAUCCAGGAGAGUAUUCAGGAGAACCUCCAGAAGGAGAGGGUGAAGGUGCCACCAAUAUUCCUGGUAUCCAGCUUUGAGCCUUCAUCACAUGACUUCCCGAAGCUUAGAGACACACUGAAAAAAGACCUCUCAAACAUCAGGUAUGCAGAUUCCUUAGAGAUCCUCUCUGAAAUCUGUGACAAGAGCAUCGACAGGAAGGCGUUCUCUCUGAAAGAAGGUGUGCCCACAAAUCACCUGGAGACACCCGUGAGCCGAAUGUGUGACGCUGCUGACCUCGAGGAGAGUCUUGAGACCUACCAGAAGUCCUUUGGUGUGGAUGAUUGGUCACUUCAGCAGGUGGCUCAGAGGACAGGGACACUGGAGAUGGGCUACAGGGCCAUGAGGUUCCAGGACUUGCACAAGAUGGACUGGAGACUGAGACUCAUGAUGUGUUUUCCCGUGACCAUGUUCCUCAAGUGUCUAGCAUUCUCAUUGUGGUAUGGCUUGUGGAACUCUGUCGUCCGUGGCUUCAGACACCGGAGACUUCAGAUUGUCAUUGAACUAGUUGCUCGGGACACCAAGAUCUUCUUGAGGAGAGUCCUGAAGGACAGGACCCUCUCUCCUUAAGUCCACUGGGGAGGGUCUGGCUUACCAUCAAGUCAAAUUCAGGCUGCCUCAGGGUCUUCUUUUGGCUUAAGAACCUAGCUAUCCACUAGAAAUCAAAAACUACAGCCAUACAUUGUCAUAAGGCUUAAUAUUGUUAGAGGAGUUAAGAAAAUCGCACACCUUCCCACACUCAACUGUAUUAUCAUCUUCCUUCAAAGAACAAGUAUCCACCAAGAUAAUCAGCCUCGCUUUCCUGGUUCAGCACGUAGCUUUCAUGCUUUCGGUUUUCAUUGUCAUGCAUGUUUAAAUCAAAUGGUCUCCCUCCUGAGCCAUUAAAGUUGCCUUCAUUGCUA